GAGUGUGACAAUGAUAUAUAUAGCAUAAGCAUCUGCAUUAUUUCGGUUUGGCGCAAAUGAGACACAUCACAAAGACCGUAUAAUACAUGAUUAUGAAGGAAAACAGUUCUCAACAACAUCAAUUAAGUUCGAAGGAUAAGACCAAAUACAGUACUAUACUGUAUUUAACCUUUAGCUUGUUCCAUUUUCCUAUAUAUACCAACUAACUUGUACUCUCACAUCAUCGUAGCUUGUUUCCAUUUCUAAAGAAACAGGCUUUAUUUGAGCACUUUGGGACUCUCAAUUCUCAGGGUUACCUUCUCUAUCAGCUUCUGCAGAUUAGCUGGAAGAAAUAAAGAAAGAAAAAGAUAACAAAAGUUGUUCAAAGGCCAUGGAUGUUGCACAUUUUUUGUUUGGAAUCUUUGGGAAUGCUUCCGCUCUGUUCCUCUUCUUGGCUCCAGUGUAUGCAUUACAUAGCUGCUUCCUUCCCUCUUUGAUCACAUUCAAGAGGAUUAUAAAGAACAGAUCCACAGAGAAGUUCUCGGGCAUUCCAUAUGUCAUGACACUGCUCAAUUGUCUCCUUUCAGCUUGGUAUGGUUUGCCUUUUGUGUCUCCCCACAACAUAUUAGUGUCAACAGUGAAUGGCACUGGAUCAUUCAUUGAAAUCAUAUACGUGUUAAUCUUCAUCGUAUUGGCACCAAGGAAGGAGAAGGCUAAAAUUCUUGGUCUCUUCACCUUCGUGCUCUCGGUGUUCUCUGCAGUUGUUUUCGUGUCCCUUUUUGCUCUUCAUGGCAAUUCCAGAAAGCUCUUCUGUGGCUUCGCUGCAGCCAUAUUUUCCAUUAUCAUGUAUGGCUCGCCACUCUCAAUUAUGAGACUAGUGAUCAAAACUAAGAGUGUGGAGUUCAUGCCCUUCUUCUUGUCGCUGUUUGUGUUUCUCUGUGGCACUUCCUGGUUUAUCUUUGGUCUGCUAGGCCGUGACCCAUUUGUUGCAGUACCUAAUGGUGUUGGUUCUGCUUUGGGGACAAUGCAACUAAUAUUGUAUUUCAUAUACCGAGACAAUAAAGGUGUUCCAAGGAAGCAAGCCCCAACAGAGGAGGAGUCCAUGGAGAUGGGGGAUGCAAAGCCCCAACAAGGGAAGCAAUCCAAUGCCAAUGGAAUUCAAGGAUGAUAUGUCAAGGAACAUGUUUGGAUCACUCGCAACCCAUGCCAAAGACAAUAGUCAGCUUUGUAAUUUGUAAGCUACAAAGUCUGCAACUGAGAGCAAGAACCUCCUCUAUGAUUUGGUCUGCUCUUGUAUUAGUUCCAUAAAUGGCUGUAAUUUACUUCUUUCUAAGACACUGGCAUCUUCAAUUAGACGGAUAAUAUUGCACGGAAACAAGCAUGUUUGUGUGAGUUUUUAGUAGCUCCUUCCCCUGGUCUCGGGGAUUUUAUGUUAGUGGCUUUUUGGUAGUGCACAACCUACCAAAUAAAAGUGCUAAUUUGAAAUUGAAAUUUUCAAUUAAAAAUUGUAUGCCAAUGUGAAGAAGCUAAAAGGAAAUACGAUUUGCUGA
Molecule: messenger RNA, 1529 nt
Organism: Glycine soja
Lineage: Eukaryota; Viridiplantae; Streptophyta; Magnoliopsida; Fabales; Fabaceae
Product: bidirectional sugar transporter SWEET1-like
Exons: 6
Coding region: 371-1147 (258 amino acids)
Biological process (GO): carbohydrate transport
Cellular component (GO): membrane
Molecular function (GO): sugar transmembrane transporter activity
Source: RefSeq, a predicted model, not a curated record